Messenger RNA from Castor canadensis (American beaver), 1171 nucleotides. The record is from RefSeq and is a predicted model, not a curated record. NCBI's taxonomy places the organism in Eukaryota, Metazoa, Chordata, Mammalia, Rodentia, Castoridae.
GUUUGAAUCAUCCUCCCAUGCUAUUAGCAUGAGUGCCUAUUUGAGAGAACAGAGAAGAGAGCUCUACAGUCGUAGUGGAGAACUUCAAGGUAGGUGAUUGUAUUUCUCUUGAAAAAUUAAUUUUCUGGAGGAUGAUUUGAAGCAGUUAUGGCAUGUAAGUUUGUUGCCUGCAUUCUAGAUAAAAAAAAAUUACAGACUUGGUAAUCUAUUUCUUCUGUCAUUUCCUAGCAUCUGCUGCCACACAGCUAUAACUAAUGCUCCAGCCAUAGGUCUUAAUCACUUGCUGCCAUUCAGGUGGGAAUUGCACACUAAAGAGAUGAGGCCAGGCUCUUCUUGCUUAGAUAGCAGAUGAGUCCAGUCACGGUUUAGCAGAAUGGCAGUCUUCUGUGGUGGCCACUGUUAUUGUUGUUCUAGUUGUUAUUUUUAACACUUUCUGGAAUGUGACAGGUAUAAUGGAAUUUGGAAAAGGGCAAAAGUAACUGCUAUCAUUAUUUAGAGGGAAGAAGUAUGCCUUUUAACAGUAUGAUCUAAUCAGCAUAAUUUUGAUACACAAGAUUCUUGUAUAGUUACUGAAGAAUUUCAACCUAGAGAAGAAAAAUACUUAGAAAAUAAAUUAUGGUAUGUAAAGCAAAACCAAUAAAAAUUUCCAAAUUUCAAACCAGUAAAAUUUCCUCUGUGACAAAAAGGAACAUGUUAAAUUAUGGUAAAUGUAAUCUAUUAAGAAAGAUUUGUGAGGGCCUGCUAAGUGUCAAGUUGGUUACAAAGAAAUAGAAGAUAAAGCCUUAAGAUACAGUUGUGAAAGAAAUGAAUAUAUACCGUCACUUCAUUUCUAUGGUUCUGCAUGUAGUUGUGUCUGUACUGAACAUGUAUAGAAUUUAUUGUUACCAUUUCCUAAGCACUGUAGUAAAACAACCAAUAUAUUAGGUAUUAUAAGUAAUCUAAAGGUGGAUUUUUUAUCCGUGGGGAUUACUACACACACACACACACACACACACACCAGUAACAAUAUGAAGAAGUAAAUAUUGGCAACUUAAGUCACUAGAAUCACUAGAGGAAUUAAGAAAAGGGAGUGAUUAUUUAAAUUAUUUUAAAAUUCUGGCUUUUUUCAUAAGGGAUAGGUAUGAACACUUUUAAAGUCUUUGAUGUGUAAUGAAAACCAGGAUUGUAAAGU